UUCAACCCGAACGGUCGUGGAAAAGUGUCGCGCGGAAAAGCGGAACAGAGUCGUGGAAAAGCGCCGCGUUUUCGCCGAUUUCGCUAAAGCCACCAGAGGAGCACAGCUUGGACUUGCAGUGGACGUUGUUUCCUCGGCAGAGGGAAGCGGGAGGGAAAAUUCGGCUUUUCCGCCACUCGCGCGUGUUUGUCCGUGUGUUGUUGUUGCUGUGCGUCGGUGUGAGUGAUUAAUACGAAAAGAGCAGAAACCGGUUCCUUUUUCUGCUUCCUCUGCAAUUGCCUUUUCGUAAUUCGUAAUUCGUAAUACAUCGCAUUCGUUUCGUGGCUCUUUUAUUUUCUUUUCGGCUUGUCGGCUCCUGAUUUUCGGUGCGAAAAUAAUAAUAACAAGCAGAACGCAGACUGUAUAUUGCCAAAAGUAUACCAAUUUUUUUACUGUGUCCCCCGAAACGAAUACGAAAAUUCCAACGAAUCAGUGAGUGAGCAAAGCAAGGAGAUAAAGUUGGGAAUCGAGAGCCAAGUGCCAAAAAGUGAGCGAGAGAAGUCCGAGAAAUGCGAGAAACAAAACAAAAGUGGCAAAUUUACCGAAAAAAUUAACAUGCAAGGCGGAGGAAAUAGGGAGAAAGCAUAACUUUGGUAGCUUGGGCGCAUCUGCUGGAUGCACAGAGUCCAGCUCCUUGGCAGCAGGUGGAAAAACAUUCGUAGAACGCCGAAGUAAUUGAACGGCAACAUUGGCGGCAGAAGAACAGCAACCGGAGAGCGUAAAACAUAAACAGACAGUUUUCAAAAGUCCUUCGACUUGAAGAAUUUCGACUCGUUAAAGAAGACCGCGCAAUAUUCCUCCAAUCGGAGUUGGCAUUUAGUUUCAAAAAAGUUGGAGGAAAAGCGUAACUGGAAAAAUUCUUUAAAAUAAAAUUCCGAUGAUGCUCGACUCCUGUUGCUGCUAAAUACCCCCAAAACCCAACCCGGAAUUAUCGCAUCUAGAGAGCAGCGAGCAGUAGAAUCGCCCGAGAGGAACUUCGAUCGACUUUGAUAUUUGAUAGACGACAAUGUAUCCGGCGAGCGGCAGUGGAGGCAGUGCAGCAACUGCUGCCAAGUUCCAGAAUCGCUGUGGAUCCCCGCAAUUCGCCAGCGACUAUCCGCACCCACAUCCGCAUCAGCAUCCGCACCAGACGACCUCGGCGGCGGUGCACAGUGUCCCGCCGGGAGUGGGAGCGGGAGUGAGUGGGGGCUCCAUGCGCCACGGCCAGCGGGCAGUGGCCUCACAUCAGCAUCCCAGCCAGAUGACCCUCAGCCACGGCAUGGGUCACAAUCAUGGCCUGGGAAUGGGCGGAGGCGUGGGCAUGGGAAUGGGCCACAAUCACGGCCAUGGACAUGCGGCCGCCACCUUGGGGCAUCCGCAUACACACUCGCAUUCGCACAACAACAGCGGCAGCAGCAGCAGCAGCCACGUGGGACACAUUGGCUCGCAUCUGAUCUUCCCCGACGACAUGGACAGCAUCGAGUUCUGUAUGCCGGUGGCGCCCUCGUCCUCGUCCGCCUCUUCGCAGAACGGCCUCGGGAUCGGGGACCAGCUGCUCAUGGGUAGCAGUCACGGCGAGGCGUUCACGGAGCGCCGAAGAAGGGGUCACAGCCGGCGGAGCAACCACAAGAUGGAUGUCGAGCAGCAGGUCAAGUGGUCGCGUAAGAACAUUGCCGCCACCAUGGAACGCUUCGAGCCCACGCCCAACACACAGUCGUCGUCGUCCACAUCAUCGCUGGACUACGGAUUCGCCGCCGGCGUGAUGACCCCUAGCAGCAGCAGUGCCACGCCCUCGCACGGCGGUGGCGCCUCCAAUCCCUCUCUGCACGUAGCCUUCAACGGAGGCGGUGGUGGAGCAGUGGGUGGUGGUGGCUCUGGAGCCAGUGGAGCUAGCGGCUCGGGAGCUGCUGCACCGGCGGCGCCUUUCAACCACGUCUACUCGUAUGCCUACUACGAACCGGGCGCGGCCAAGUGCCACACGAAUGUGCCCGCUGCCCAGGGAUCGAGCUCGAGUUCCGGAUCAGGAGGUCAGGGUCAGCAGGGACAGCAGCAAGUCCACUCGAAGAGUCCGCCACGGAACUCGAUACGCGCCCUGCUGGCCAAAAGCUUUCGCUCGAAGAGCAGCACCACCCAUCAUGGUGGCCAGUCCACCUCCAGUUCGCCAAGCGCCGAGGAGCGGGAUCGCCACACCUACACCACCCGCUACGGCACCACCGAGAACCUGUACGAGGAGGUCAGCGAGCAGAAGAUCCGCAAAGUGCUCUCGGACAACCGCAUCGCCAGCGGCUCCAGUGCGGGCAAUGUGAAGGAGGAGCAGCGUCGUGUCCAGCACAACCACUUCCGGGUGCUCGACGAGCUGAAUCUCUCGCUGGAGGCCCUGAUAAUGCCGCCCACUCCGCCGGACGUGAGUCCCAGCCACGCCCUCGGAGCCGAUGAGCCCGGCACAUCGAUGUCCGCCGGCGCGGUGGGCGGUGGUGGUGGCAUAUCGAUGUCUUCGUCUUCGGGCUCGGCGGUGGUGGCACCCUCGUCGAAGACCGCCCAGCGACCCAGGCGCGGCGGCCUUCUAGGUGGAGCCGCCGGGACUGGGGCCACCUCGAACUCCAGUUCCGCCUCGCACGCCAGCCUGGAGAACCUCUCGAGCACGCUGAACAGCAUGGAGCUGAAGGAUCACGGCCACAGCAGCUGCAUCAAUCCGGAGUUCGACGAGGGCGACCUCGAUUCCGGCUUCAGUGGCAGCGGCAGCAGCAGUGGGGCCAGCUACAACGAGAGUCUGCGGUACUACAAGUCCGCCACGCCCACCGGCCAGCUGCACCACCACGCCCACGUCCACCAGCAGCAGCAGUCGCUGCACCAUCACAGCCUGAACAACAACACCUUGCCGCACAAUCUGCGCAGCUGCCGAUCCUCGACAGCCUCGGGCACCUCGACCUCCAAGAGCAGUAUGGCCAGCUGUGGCGAUGAUCAGGGCAUUGGCAUGACCUUGGCGGUGGGCGGUGGAGUGGGUGGUGCCGCUGGCGGUGUCAUGGUACCCAUGCACGAGGCAGCGGGAGCCGUGGGCGGCGGUGGAUCGCUGUCGCCCUUCAACUACCCACGCCGCUGCUCGGCGGAUCAGCAACGCGCCUCGGGCAGAUCGAUGGCCUCCGGCGUGGGCGUUGGGCCCGGCGUGGGCGUGGCCGUGGGCGUAAUGGGCGGUGGCGGCAUGAGCAUGAGCAGCAGCAGCAACGUGGCGCUGUCCACCGGAGCGAAACCCAAGAAGAACUUUUGGACCAUGAAACCGUGAUGCUACAAAAAGGCGCUGCGUCACAUUUGCAAGAAAUGGACUAUUGUUAUGGAAUACAAUUCAAAGACUGCCUCAUGCCAUGCCAUCCAUUAUUACCACCAACCCAACAGCGGUAGCAGCUACAGUAGCCGUCGCCACCAUCAGCAUCAGCAGCUGACGUCAUCAGCGUCAACAUCAUCGUCCACAUCAUCACUGCAU
Messenger RNA from Drosophila biarmipes, 3496 nucleotides. Its product is annotated as hornerin. The record is from RefSeq and is a predicted model, not a curated record. The coding region runs from base 1046 to 3298 and encodes 750 amino acids. NCBI's taxonomy places the organism in Eukaryota, Metazoa, Arthropoda, Insecta, Diptera, Drosophilidae. The transcript has 7 exons.